CACAGUUGGAUUGUCAGACGUCCGGAAAGAGAGAAGAAAAAAAAAACAGUCGCAAAGUUGAGUGAGGUGCGUGAAAAAGGGCAGAAAAGAGUGUCCAGAAGCGUGCCCAGGCCACAAUUGAUGGUGUUUUAGGUGUUCAAGUGGGGUGGUAGUGUGUGCAGAAAGACGUGGCGGACGCGAAAAGUGGCGGAGUGCUUGGAUUUUUGCUUGUGUUUUGUGAGUCGGGCAAAAGUGUCGUCGUCGCAAAAUGGCGCAUCAAAUGGCCCCGUCUGUGAACUGUUCGCUCGACGAUAUCGACUUGAAUGCUCUCAAGGAUCCAGCCGGAAUAUUUGAAUUGAUUGAAGUCGUAGGAAAUGGAACAUACGGCCAAGUUUAUAAGGGUCGUCACACAAAGACUGGCCAAUUGGCCGCAAUUAAAGUGAUGGAUGUGACUGAAGAAGAAGAGCAAGAGAUAAAAUUAGAGAUAAAUGUACUGAAAAAGUACUCAAAUCAUCGCAAUAUUGCCACAUAUUAUGGGGCCUUCAUAAAGAAAUCACCAGCUGGGAAGGAUGAUCAGCUGUGGCUCGUGAUGGAGUACUGUGGUGCAGGAUCUGUUACGGAUCUUGUAAAAUCGACAAAAGGUCAGAGUCUGAAGGAGGAAUGGAUAGCGUAUAUUUGUCGUGAGAUUUUGCGUGGUUUGAGCUACCUGCACACAAAUAAAGUGAUACAUAGGGAUAUCAAGGGACAAAAUGUCCUUCUCACCGACAAUGCCGAAGUUAAAUUGGUGGACUUUGGUGUUUCUGCCCAAUUGGAUCGGACGAUAGGACGUCGAAAUACAUUUAUCGGUACACCAUAUUGGAUGGCACCUGAAGUGAUUGCUUGCGAUGAGAAUCCGGAUGCAACGUAUGACAAUCGAAGUGAUUUGUGGUCAUUGGGCAUAACAGCACUCGAGAUGGCAGAAUCGCAGCCACCGUUGUGUGAUUUGCAUCCAAUGCGAGCACUUUUUCUCAUUCCACGAAAUUCACCGCCACGUUUAAAGUCCAGGAAGUGGUCAAAGAAAUUUCAGGGAUUCAUCGAUACAGUUCUUGUGAAAGACUAUCAUCAGCGGCCUUACACAGAGCAACUACUCAAGCAUCCCUUUAUCAAGGAGCAACCGACUGAGCGACAAGUGAGAAUUCAGCUCAAGGAUCAUAUCGACAGGUGCAAGAAGCGUAAGCAGGAGAGUCGUGAGGACUAUCGGUACUCGGGCUCUGACAAUGAUGACGAAGAACCCCAAACAGCUGGGGAGCCAUCGUCAAUUAUUCAGGCGCCCGGUGGUGAUACCCUCAGGCGCAAUUUCCAGCAGAUUCAGGAAGGUAGGACGAUGGCUCAGAGUGUGGAAGCACAGCAGCCACAGCCGAAUCGCAAUCAGAAGCCACAGAGGGAGCACCGUGGGGCUGAGAAGCAGCCAAUUGAGGAACCUGGACCGCCUUCGCGACCCGCUCUGCCGCAGAGGUUGAUUGUGGUACCGGAUGGGUCACAGCAUGCCAAUAGACCACUUCCGCCCACGCCUAGAAGUUCAGGCUCGUCACAGGCACAACAGCAGACGCCACAGCAAGCUCAGCGGAAUUCCCAGAAUAUGUUUAAGCCAAUGCUUCCACCACGACGACCAGAGGAUUUGGACAUGAUAGCAGCACAAUUAAAUGAAUUGGGCGUCUCUCAACAGUCACAGCAGCAACAAGCGCAGCCAGAAGCACCGCCAAGGAAUAGUCGUCAGGGGUCAAAUUCAUCAUCAUCUGUGCCAUCGAAGCCAGCACCGGCGCCACCCAAUAAUCACCAUGCACAAUCCAUUGUCAAUCCGCUGGAUCCGAUUGAGAGUUCGGACACGGACAGUGAACCCGAGGAGGCCAAUGGAGGUACCAGAAAUGAUGGAACACUCCUCGCCAGUGAUCCACCCAAGCCACUUCCUGAAUUUUCAUACAGGCCCGGUUUGAGUGUCCUCUCGGAGGAUUCUGCGGCUCCAGUGCCAAGUCAUGGAUCAGGUGGUCCACCCAAUAGGCCAUUGCCACCAACUCCAGAUGACGAUGAUCAGAAUCAGGGUGAUCGUACGUUGAUCAUGAAGAGGAAACAGAAAGGCACGGAUGGUCAGGAAAAUGAGGAGAGAGUCUUGUUGCGUGAAUGGGAUAUUGAGAGAUUUUUCCCAACUUCUCGGACACUCGAGCAGAGGAGUAAGAAUGGUGGGAAUCCGUCUGGACGUGAUAGAAUAUCUCUGCAACCGCAAGAGAUGAAAAAGUGCCUGGAAAAUGUGUCAAAUGAUUCCAAGGGAACAAAUGAUGCCAAUAAGAUGAAACUGGAGGAUCGGGUGAAAAGUGAAAUUUUUGCCAAUAAUUCAAGGGCAAAACAAGAAGCAUUGGCAAAGAUGACCAAAAAUGUUGCCACUCACAAACGUCAAGAUAGUGAUUCAAAGCUCUCUCUCAACUUUGUCCGUGGCUUCAGGCGUGAAAAUACAGAUUUCUUCCCACUGGCCAAGAGGCAUUCAGCCAUUCUGGGUGAACGUAUUGCUAGUGGAAAUACCAAUAAUAGUGGUGGGGAUCAGAGUAUUGUUCAGAGAUCAAGUGGAAUCUUUCAGAGACGUCCAAAAGUUGGUGCUGAACCAAUUCUCACGGAUUAUCGUGAGUCAUCACCGGCCAAAAGUCAAACCAAAGAUGCCAAACAGAAUACAACAAGCACAAAAACAUCGUCACCAUCAAGACACUUAGAUUUUCUCCGUCCGAGACGUGAAAAAACUGAAUCUGUUAUAAUAAUCCGCAAUUCGGCCACGCGGCAACUUUUAUUUGGCCAGCAGCAGAAUCGUGGAGGUGAAAGUAGUGGAGGUUUAGGAACACCUGGUACACGUACUAGCAGUGUCUUGCCAGAUCUUCUGAGUCAAGCUUCACCAGCAACUCCCCCACGUCAUGAUAAAUCAUCAAGUGAAGAGUAUCGUGCAGCCGUGAGUUCAAUUCAUUCCACACCCUCAAAAUCUUUUAUUGCCACCACAAAUUCCUCCCCACAAUCCACAAUGUCCAAUUCCUCUGUUCACCAUCACGGUCAGGGUUUGCAGCAUAGUCCGAGUCAGUCGAUGGUGCGAAAUCACCAUCAGGGCGGUGGGAAUGGUGGCAUAAGCAAUAGCAAUUCAUCAAAUAAUCUCUCACCACCUUCUUUACCACCCCAUGCCAUUGCGUUGGAACAGAAACAGCGCAGUUUUCUCACAUUUGGCUUUGGGGCUGGCGGUUCGGGACCGUCGAGGCGCGAGAGUCAUGUGAAUGUCAAUGUGACGCCAACAUCACAUGAUGCUGCCAGCGAUACGCCCGAAAUCAGGAAGUACAAGAAACGCUUCAAUUCUGAGAUCCUCUGUGCUGCUCUCUGGGGUGUCAAUUUGCUCAUUGGAUCGGAGAAUGGAUUGAUGCUACUUGACAGAUCCGGACAGGGAAAGGUCUAUCAACUCAUCUCGAGGCGUCGCUUCCAGCAGAUGGAAGUGCUCGAGGGACAAAAUAUCUUGGUGACAAUUUCCGGAAAGAAGAAUCGUGUUCGGGUCUACUAUUUGUCAUGGCUGAAAUCCAAGAUCCUCCGUACAGAUGGUCUCUCAGAUCAAGUUGAGAGGCGCAAUGGAUGGAUUAAUGUUGGUGAUUUACAAGGUGCUGUUCAUUUCAAAAUCGUUAAAUAUGAACGAAUCAAGUUCUUAGUGAUUGCAUUGAAAGACUCGAUAGAAAUUUAUGCAUGGGCUCCCAAACCCUAUCACAAAUUCAUGGCAUUUAAGAGUUUUGGAGAACUCCAUCAUCGACCAUUACUCGUGGACUUAACUAUUGAGGAGUCAUCGCGUCUCAAAGUGAUAUAUGGAUCUGCUGAAGGCUUCCAUGCUGUCGAUUUGGAUUCAGCUUCAGUUUAUGACAUUUAUCUUCCUAAACAUACUCAGGGCCCAAUAAUUCCACACUGCAUUGUUACGCUCCCCAAUUCGAAUGGAAUGCAACUCCUUCUGUGCUAUGACAAUGAGGGCGUCUAUGUGAAUACCAUUGGGAAAGUGUCAAAGAAUAUUGUUCUGCAAUGGGGAGAAAUGCCGACUUCUGUGGCUUAUAUCGGAACAGGACAAAUCAUGGGCUGGGGCAACAAAGCAAUUGAAAUUCGAUCAGUGGAAAGUGGACACUUGGACGGUGUUUUUAUGCACAAGAAAGCUCAACGUCUCAAGUUCCUUUGCGAAAGGAACGACAAAGUGUUCUUUAGCAGUGCCAAAGGUGCUUCGUCGUGUCAAAUUUACUUUAUGACACUGAACAAACCGGGAAUGGCUAACUGGUGCGCAUAAACUUUUGGCGGAUCAUCGUCAAAAUGAUUUCCCACACACUCAAAUUUAUAAAGACAGCCUCAACACAUUGAAAGUUGACAAAAAAACUGAUAAAAUCAUUUGAAUAGAAUUUUAAGAAGCAUUUUUAAAGUAAAAGAUCAAAAAAAAAGAAAGAUAAUGAAGUAAAUUUCUGUAGAAAUAUUGCUCAAGUAUUUUAUUUACUGCCGGAUGAACAAUUAUAAUGAUGGAAAAAAACGCAUAAAAAUAUUCUUUCAUUUGAAAGAAAUAAAAAAUAAAAAAAUAUAAGGAAUAAUAGUAAAAAAAAAACAAGAAACAGUUCAGUAAAAUUUACUAGUAAAAAAAAAUAGUUUUAAAAAAACGUGAAAAAUAAUAGUAACAAACCUACAAAAAAAUAUUGUGGACGAGGAAACUUUUUCUAAAAAAAAAAGAGAAAAUAAUUAUUAGAACAAAAAACCCUAACUAGAAAGAUAUAACUUUUGCACAGUGAAAAAAAAACCGAUUAAAAUUCUUAAGUAAACCUCAAAAUGACGCCCAAUUCAAUUUAGAAUUGAACGUGUUUUAUACCGAGAACAAAAAAUUAUUAGCGAAAAAAAUACAAUGGCUGUUUCGUAUUAUUACGUCACUUAGAUUGGUGAGAAUAACAAAGAAUGGAAGAACACGCAAUGAGCAAGGAAAAUUCGCAUUAAAAAAAAGCAUGGAAAAAAUUCGCUACAUUGCUAACAAAAAAAAAAAACAAUUUUUUUGGUGUAAACGUGAAAGAAAUUAAUGAAAAAAUCUUAUACUUUUCUCUGAAAAUGUAUUUACCGCAUUUUCCUAAUUGAAUUUUUUAUUGCUAUAAUUUAUACGAUAAUUAAAAAAAAUUAGUCAGUUUUUUAUUAUUUAGUAUUUUGAUGAUAAUAAUUAAAAAAAAUAUAUAUAUUCUUUUAGAUGAUAAAGAAAAAAAUACAUGAGAAAAAACAUACAGUAUAAAAAUAGUGUAUUAUGAUGGUGAAUUUAAUUUAAAAUCGAUUUUUUUUAUAAAAUGUUAUGAAUGCAAUACUUGAUGAACAAAAUAAAAGUAUUCAAGGAUA
This is a messenger RNA of Phlebotomus papatasi, 5364 nucleotides long. It is a transcript of the gene msn, whose product is annotated as serine/threonine-protein kinase mig-15. Gene Ontology annotation, molecular function: MAP kinase kinase kinase kinase activity; ATP binding. The record is from RefSeq and is a predicted model, not a curated record. Gene Ontology annotation, biological process: protein phosphorylation. The coding region runs from base 248 to 4294 and encodes 1348 amino acids. The transcript has 18 exons. NCBI's taxonomy places the organism in Eukaryota, Metazoa, Arthropoda, Insecta, Diptera, Psychodidae.